Messenger RNA from Anguilla rostrata (American eel), 2051 nucleotides. RefSeq names its product actin binding Rho activating protein a (gene abraa). Gene Ontology annotation, biological process: positive regulation of Rho protein signal transduction; positive regulation of transcription by RNA polymerase II. The record is from RefSeq and is a predicted model, not a curated record. Lineage: Eukaryota; Metazoa; Chordata; Actinopteri; Anguilliformes; Anguillidae. The coding region runs from base 77 to 1123 and encodes 348 amino acids. The transcript has 2 exons. Gene Ontology annotation, molecular function: actin binding. Gene Ontology annotation, cellular component: sarcomere.
GGGAGGACUCAAAAGGGUACGACUGACUGCCGUUAGCUCUCCAGGUUAUUUAGAGCGUAGGCGCGUUUCUGCUAAGAUGGCUACCGAGGUCCAGGAAAGCCGGUCGUGCAGCAGGGCGGUGAGGAGGUUUCGGUGCGCGGUGAUGGUGACCGGGCUGGCGAAGAGCUGGCAGAGCUGGGCCAACAAGCACACGGAGAGGCAGGACUCCAUCCCCGCCGGGUGGGUCCCCGACUCCGUCCAGGAGGAGGAAGAGAAAGAGAAGAGGGAGCGCAGCGAGCUGAAGCUGUCGGUCAGGCCUCGCGCGGUGGAAGCCGGCGACCAGGACGGCGGAGGCGGGAUCAAGACGGGCGCGGUGACCCGGAGCGUGGAGCCGAGGAGGACCGACUGCGGCCUGGUCUGCGCCGUCAAAGGGAAGAUCGACGGCGGCCAUUUCGGCUCCGAGGAAGGGAAGCCCUUCCUGGGCGGGGACUCGCCCACCAGGAGGCGCCACUGCUCCUCCAAGGCCAGCGGGGGGCUGAAGGCGUGGACCCAGCUGGAGAAGGAGACGCGCAGGCUGGGCUCCCGCAGCAGCAGCCUGGACACGGAGGACAGCGGCCUGGGCGAGGACAGCGGGCUCAGCGACAACAGCGACUGCAAGAGCGACCCCAGCGACGAGCAGGAGAACACGCGCAAGAGCAGGCCUAAGAUCAAGGUGAGCACCAUGGGGGACCUGAAGGCCAAAUGGGCCCAGUGGUCCCAGCAGCACCUCGAGGGGCAGAAACUGAACCCCUUCAGCGAGGAGUUCGACCACGAGCUCGCCAUGUCCCAGCGGCUGCAGAAGGGCGACCCCGGGUACGGCAAGCCCAAGGAGGGCUCCAAAACGGCCGAGCGGGGCGACAGGGCCCAGAGGCACGUCCGCAAGGAGAUGGACGAGAUGUGCUACAUCAUCCGGGACAUGGGGAACGUGGCCAAGGACGGGACGAUCUACAUGACCUUCGGCAGGCUCUUCGACCGCUACGUCAAGAUCUCCGACAAGGUGGUGGGCAUUCUGCUCCGCUGCAGGAAGCACGGGAUGGUGGACUUCCCGGGCGAGAUGCUGUGGCAGGGGCAGGACGACGAUGUCAUCAUCACCCUGCUGGACUGAAACAGGACCCGAACGCAGGCUGGCUGUUUACAGGACCACCGGGCCGCCCCUCAUGCUUGGCUGAGCCGGCGACUGCGAAUAGAUUUAUUCAGUGUGAAAACUCUGCUGAAAUAUCACCCGGUAAUCUGCUAGCAGUACAUUUUGUGAGCAAGUGUGAAUGUACAUGCUUUUUAAAGCAGGGAUUUUAAACUCAAAUCCCGGAGGGCCGCUGUGUCUGCUGGUUUCUGAUGUGUUCCUUUUGUGUUCACUUAAGUGCUUAAUUUAAGCCAUUGAUUGGCUAAAAAGGAAAUCACAAAAACCAGCUGAGAAUGCAGCACUCCACGACUGGAGGCUGAGACACCAGCAGUCACAAUAGAAAAGAAAAUUUACGCUCAAUUACUUUUUAAAUGCUUAAAGUAUGAAUGCAAAUGCAUUUAGAAGGGUAUGAAUUGUGCGCCUUUUGCAGGAAGCUGCAGGAUUAUACAAAUAUGAAUGAAUGAAUGAAUGAGUGUUUAUACAUGCAAGGGCAAUAAUGUGGUUGAUGGUUAGGGAAGUGGACUCAUAACUCAAAGGGCUUGGGUUUGAUCCGGAUGGGAUGAUGUUGUGCCCUCAGGCGAGUACUUACCAUGAAUUGCUUCUGUAAAAUAUCCAGCAGUUUGAAUGGAUUUUGUGCAAAGAAAUUGAAUCUAUUUAUGUUGCUCUGGGUUACAGCAUCGCCUAACUGCCAAAAUGCAUACAUUAUGUAAAGACAUAACACAGUGAUUGCGGUAUUGUUAUGCAUAUCUUAUUGUAAGCUCUAAUUUAAGUGAAGAAUUGGCCACAGGAUCGUGCUAUCCAGAGGUGGUUUUCUUUCAAAAUGAAAGCACAUGAGCCUUCUUACAGAAGGGCACUUGACAUUUUGUAAAAGUGUAGCAUUGGUUAUUUAUGAAUAAAUGGAACUUGUCUUUUU